UCAAUGUUCUGUUUUGUAUUGUCUUUAGAACAAGUACAAUACUCUUGACUAGUGAAAAUGUUGAAUUCAACAAGCUUUAUUGUGAUUUGUUCGGAUUAGAACAGUUUUCAAAAUUGUUAUCCGUGUUUGUCAUCUUUACAAUGAUUGAUUGAUGCCUAUACUUGACUCUUGAAACACUUCAAGUAUCAGAAAUGCAGCCGACCAUGGACUUGUCCCAGUUUCCGCUGGAGGUGUUGGAGGUCCUGGCCAAUUACCUGUCAGUGCAGGACCUGUCUGCCUGCUCAGCUGUCAGCAUCCGCUGGCGCGAGGCUUUCAACCUAGACCUCUUCUGGCGCAGGCACUGUGACCCUCUCGUGGCGGGAUAUCUUCAGCGCACUACCAACCUUGUGAAGCCUAGGUUUACAGAGCCCUUCAGUGUCGGCUCCCUAGAACCUCUUUGUCCAUGGAGGAUACACCUGAUGCGACGAGCGUUCCUCUUCCGCAACUGGAGUAAAGGACGAACUACGGUGCAGAAUAUGAAGUUUCCAUCACCUGUGGUAAACUGUACGUUAAAAAUGGACCAGAGUGGUACUCACUGGCUGUUAGUCAACCUCGGAGAUAGAACUGAAAUUUGGAACGUGGAGGCCGAACCUCAACUUCACGCGACUGUUGGAAAUAUCACAGCAGCCCCAAGCUACCUGGAUAUAGUCGGGGGAAAACUUAUCAUAGUCGACUUUUAUUACUUAGUGCAAGUCUUUCACCUCAAACUACCAUUAACAGGUUUUGCCCCAAGUAGUAAGUUUUUUUAUACAGAUUCAGAAUCUCUUUAUGUAGAUCUCGCUAAUGACGAUGACUUCAUUGCUGUUCGAGACAGGCUUCGCUCAACAUUUUCAAAAGGCCAUUUUUUAUUUUCCGCCGACCAUUUGCUCAUAGGGUAUUGUUCUUAUGUUGAAGAUAUGAAAGAGAAUUUCUUACACAUUUGGAAUAUGAAUUUUGAGACGAAAUAUGCUCAAGAAAAUAUCUGUAGCGCGUUGCAAAACAAGUUAAAAACUCGUUCUUGCAGCGCUUACCUUACUUCAGAUACUAAUUCUAAAAUGUUAUUGUGUUCUAUAUAUUUGUACGACAAAUAUAUAACCAAGCUUGUAAUUUACAGCUUGAGGUCAAAAGUCUUUACGAAUUUCAACAUGACCAUAUCAGGCAAAGUGGACUGGUGUGCAAUAUCUGGAGGCCUUGUAGCUACAUCCCAUCUCCUUCAUCAGCUUCACAUCUACAGCACUCACUCCGGAAAUCUGCUCAAUAUCUUGGAUACCAACACAAGGAUGUUCUUCGGUCCCAAUUCUGGCCUUCAGUAUCAGAUGAUGGAUCCUUACUUGGUCCAGCCGAGCAGGGAAAGUGUCAAAAUCAUAAACAUAAACAACCACUUGGACAGCCUUCUGUUGUACUUCUACUCUGUAUACAAAGUGAUCACAAUACCUCCGUACUUUGUCGCGAUCAGUGCUCGUCCUUACCUGUCCAGCAACAAGAUGAUCUUUGAGGUUUGGAAUGUGAAGCAGAAGAUGAGGAUGUUCGAGCAUUUAGUCGCAGAGGCGAAUUGUCCUGCUUUCCACAUAAUAGAACCUUUGAUAACAAAGACUGCAAUUGCAGUUGGAAAGAACAUUAGGUUGCUUUCAUUUUGGUAAUACCCUUGGCUAGACUGAAAAGCUUUUGCUAAUGACUAAAUGACUUCAGAGAGCUUAGGGCUUCAGUCAUUUUACUACUGUCUUUUAAAGGACUCAAAGGAGACAUUUUGGUCUGGUUAUCCUCCUUGUUGUAUCUUCAGAAAGAUGAUCUGAUGUGGUUAUGAAUUUGGAAAGUAUCAGGUUGCUAUUACUGUAUUUUUGUAUUUAUUGUAAGUCAACGUUGCUUAAUCUUGUUGUAUUUUAAUGACCUUGGUAAGUUAUCAGAAUGCUUAUAUUUUUAUAUUACUUUCGGAUUAUUUUGUUUAUUGACUUUGGAAAGACUUAUCAGGAUCCGCUGUUUUGGCAAUCACUUUCAAAAUUCUUGUCAGGAUCUGUUGUUUUUGUAAUGACAUUGGAAAUACUUGUCAGGAUCUGUUCGCAUCAUUCCCUUGGAAAGGUUUAGACCGCUAACAUCUUAGUACAUUUUUCAAAAGUCUCAGGCUAUUAAUGUGAGUUUAAUCUACAAAAUAGUAGGCACUACUGAUGUUUAAAUAACAGACGUGGAAAGGUGGUAAUCUGUUAUAAAUUUAUGAAUGACUCUGAAUGGGAAAUGAGUUCUAAAACUCAUUUUAUUUACCACUGACUUAAAAACUGCAGUGUUUAUUACCAACCCUGAAGAUAUUGAAACUAAUUUUUAGCAGACCAAUUGUGAACAAGUAUGGAAAUUACUCUUUUCUGUGAUAAGUAUACUGUGUGUGAUUAAUUUAGAUUUUUUUUACAAGUGAUAUGUAAAGAAAUAUACCAUGUUUACAAAACAUA
Macrosteles quadrilineatus (aster leafhopper) is the source of this 2456-nucleotide messenger RNA. RefSeq lists its product as uncharacterized. The transcript is spliced from 2 exons. Bases 192 to 1658 code for a protein of 488 amino acids. Lineage: Eukaryota; Metazoa; Arthropoda; Insecta; Hemiptera; Cicadellidae. Gene Ontology annotation, molecular function: protein binding. The record is from RefSeq and is a predicted model, not a curated record.